AUUUUCUUUCUAUAAACAUUAACGUCCAUUGAACCGCUGGUAUGCGUCACCCUCGGUCCUUUUGCUCGAUUAGUCUUUGCAGAACUUGACCUUCUCAAAUGACCUAUAAUAUCCCAAAAUUUUGGGGUAUUUUAGCAUUAAAUUGAGGGACUUAUUUGAUGAGAAAUAUUAUUGAGGGGCUUAAUAGUCAAAUUUUAAAAGUGGAGGGACUAAAAAGAAAGGAAAUUAGGCUAAGGAUCAAGCUUAGAUAUUUUUCUUUUCUUCCUCAUUGCUCGCGUGUCUGCUCUAUUCUUCUUCUCGAUUCUUCCUCCCGACAAGCCCCCAAGCCACCGACUCUCUCCCCCUUGAAAAACCCAGUGAGAUCUUGAUGAAAUUCCUUCCUUUUCUGGUUCAAUCACAAGAUUUGGGGCUUAGAAUUCUCUCCCUCAACCCAGAAAUCUCGGAUCUGCUCUGCUUCUUCCUCCCUCGUCCGUCGGGUUCUGCUGGGUUUGAAUCCUUCGGCUUUUUCUGUUGCCGUGAGUCUUCCAUUUCUUCCCCGUCGGCUUCCUUCCCAGUUCGGACCGGUGCUGCUUGCCGGAGUUUUCUGGUUCCCGAUCGUUCUGUCAGUUAGCACUAAGAUUGAGUGCUCGGUUUUAUGCGAGUGAGGUAAGUAAAUUAUGGUAAAGCCCUUCGAUUUUAAAGCAUGUUUUAAAUCGUUUUUGAGAUGGUGGCAAGGUUUAAAUUGAUUUUAAAUUGAUUUUAUCAGCAUCUGAAUGUGAUUAAACUGAAAUGGAAAUUGUGAUGGUUUUUAUGAGAAUUUCAGUGUUUUUCUGGAAUUGAGCAUGAUUGGAAUGAAAGUGGGAACUUCAUUGUUUUUCUGGAAUUGAGCAUGAUUGGAAUGAAAUUGUUUUCAUGGCAAUGAGUAGAGCAUGUCUAUUUGGAAAUUGACUGAACGGUUUUGAUGAACUGAGAGUUUGCAAAUUCUGAGUUUUCUGUUAAAUCCAUGGUCACAUGGAAAUUUUUCGGUUUAUGUUUGAGAUUUGAGAUUGAUUGUGAAUGAUGAAUUUUUUUGGAAAUCCUGCAUGGUUUUGUCUCGGAUAUAGUCAUGAUUACUGUGCCCGCUAGUGGGAGGUUUAUAAACGCUAGCACAUGUCAACAUGUAUUUCUGUAGAACCGGUUCACCCUGCCAAUGGGGUUAAACACUGGCACUACCUGACGCCUGCC
Rubroshorea leprosula is the source of this 1203-nucleotide messenger RNA. Lineage: Eukaryota; Viridiplantae; Streptophyta; Magnoliopsida; Malvales; Dipterocarpaceae. The record is from the annotation of a GenBank genome assembly.